AUGACACGAGCAAAAGCGUUCCAGACUCCGCGAUUUUAUCUUGUAGCCGCCAACCCCGACCUGCGGGAUUGGAUCUGCGAACAGUUGGCAUCAGUGGACCCGGCGGAGAACAAAGUUUACAUGAACGAAUGCCUGCGUCUUCACCCGCCAUUAUCCAUAAUUUCUACAUCUAUUAUCAGCCCCGCCGGUGAGGACCUUGUCAUUGAUGGCCGGAUAGUUCACAUCCCACCCAAAACCCUUGCCGUCCCCAAUAUCACUACGGCAGCCACGUCCCCAAAGUUCUGGGAAAGCCAGCGCAACACCAGCUGGCGGCUUCGGCGUUUAAUCGACCCGGUCACCAAGGAGCUGCGCAACCCUUCCAGGCGAUGUCGACGCCUUCUUCCCCUCUGCGGCGGGCCCACGCGGCCGCAUCGUAAGGAGUUUGCCCAGGUCGAGUUCCUCGUCAUCCUCUCUGCACUCCUAACGGGGUUAUCGGACUGA
Messenger RNA from Pyricularia grisea, 480 nucleotides. RefSeq lists its product as uncharacterized. NCBI's taxonomy places the organism in Eukaryota, Fungi, Ascomycota, Sordariomycetes, Magnaporthales, Pyriculariaceae. Gene Ontology annotation, molecular function: monooxygenase activity; oxidoreductase activity, acting on paired donors, with incorporation or reduction of molecular oxygen; iron ion binding. The coding region runs from base 1 to 480 and encodes 159 amino acids. The transcript has 2 exons. The record is from RefSeq and is a predicted model, not a curated record.